Messenger RNA from Cicer arietinum (chickpea), 1562 nucleotides. RefSeq names its product delta(14)-sterol reductase. NCBI's taxonomy places the organism in Eukaryota, Viridiplantae, Streptophyta, Magnoliopsida, Fabales, Fabaceae. Gene Ontology annotation, cellular component: endoplasmic reticulum membrane. Gene Ontology annotation, biological process: sterol biosynthetic process. The record is from RefSeq and is a predicted model, not a curated record. Gene Ontology annotation, molecular function: Delta14-sterol reductase activity.
CUGAGAAAAUCAGCAACACUAAUGAAAAUAGGGACCAAAAUGGUUGUUUUUUGGUAGACGAAAAAAAACAGUGCAGUUAAAUUGAAAGAAGACUAAAAAGAAAAGGAAAUGAAGUUAUUUUAGUCUUUCAAUCAAGUAGGUAGAGUGCAUCGCCAUGUCAAUUUUCAUUAGCCGCUGAAAACAAAGUCACAAUCUUUCACUCACUGAAGACUCAUUCACAGUGUCACACAUGGAUCUGGGUUUUCUCAUUCACGCUCUAAUUCCAUCUUCGAACUCUGUCGCAUUACUCGCUGGAUUUUUCACUUACUUGGCCAUUGUUGGAUCCAUUCUCCCUGGAAAACUUGUUCCUGGUGUUGUUCUUCCUGAUGGAACUCGUCUUCACUAUCGAUGCAAUGGUCUAGUUUCGCUUAUUCUGUUGGUUGGACUUCUUUGGAUCAGUGCUAAGAUGGAAUUUGUAUCUCUAACUGCUAUAGCAGAUAGAGGACUUGAGUUGCUGUCUACAACUUUUAUCUUCAGUUUUCUUGUGACCUUGGUACUCUAUUUUUCCGGUUGCAAGUCACAGAGUAAAGGUUCAUCGCUAAAACCUCAUAUCAGUGGAAACCUGAUACACGAUUGGUGGUUUGGAAUACAAUUAAAUCCUCAAUUCAUGAGUAUUGACCUCAAAUUUUUCUUUGUUAGAGCUGGAAUGAUGGGGUGGCUACUCAUCAAUCUUUCAGUUCUUGCUAAGAGCAUUCAAGAUGGUACUUUGAGCAAGUCAAUGAUUCUCUUCCAGCUAUUCUGUGCGCUAUACAUCCUGGACUACUUUGUACACGAAGAGUACAUGACAUCCACAUGGGAUAUAAUUGCAGAGAGACUAGGAUUCAUGUUGGUCUUUGGAGAUUUAGUGUGGAUUCCUUUUACUUUUAGCAUUCAGGGCUGGUGGCUCUUGAGGAACAAGGUGGAGUUAACAACGGCUUCUAUUGUAGCUAAUUGCUUUGUCUUCCUUAUUGGAUACAAGGUAUUUCGAGGAGCAAACAAGCAAAAACAUGAUUUCAAGAAGAAUCCAAAGGCUCCUAUAUGGGGCAAGUCUCCAAAAGUCAUUGGAGGCAAGCUACUUGCUUCUGGUUAUUGGGGUGUUGCUAGACACUGUAAUUACCUAGGGGACUUGCUGCUUGCUCUCUCUUUCAGCUUACCUUGUGGCAUAAGUUCACCAGUUCCAUACUUCUAUCCAAUUUAUCUUCUCAUUCUGUUAAUCUGGAGAGAGAGAAGGGACGAAGCUCGUUGCGCAGAGAAGUACAAAGAGAUAUGGAUAGAGUAUAGGAAACUCGUUCCAUGGAGAAUAUUGCCUUAUGUUUAUUAGAGGGAGAAAAAGGCUUCACCAUUAAUCUCUUAUCUUGAUUUUUUAGUGUUUGUACUAGGUAGUUUCUUGCUUACCACAUUUGCUUUUCGGUUACAAUAGCAUAUUCCUUUACCAGCUUGUUUAUUUGAUAGAUAACCUUGGUUAGUUAUUGAGUUAGUUAACAAUUGGUUCUUUAUGGCAUAUACUGUGACUGCAGAGAGAAAUAAUUUAGAGGUUUGGUCUA